AUGAUAGCCUAUUAUUCAAUAUUUAUUUUCAUUUCUGCUGUUUUGUUACUUUUAUAUUAUCAAAUCACUAAAAAUUAUGAUUAUUGGAGAAAGAGAAACGUACCGUUUUUGAAACCUUCAUUAAUGUUUGGUAAUUACAAAGAAUAUAUAUUUUUUAGGAAAUUUCAUCCUAAAGUGACGCAAGAGAUUUGUCAAAAGUUUCCUGAUAAACCGUACGUCGGAGUAUUCUAUGGAACCGAUCCUGCUCUCGUAGUCAAAGACCCUAACUUAGUCAAACUUGUUAUGGUAAAAGAUUUCUACUACUUUAACCACAGAGAGGUAUCUCAAUACUUAAAUAAGGAGGAGCUCACACAAAACAUGUUCUUCAAUGGAGGUGACACGUGGAAAGUCUUACGCCAAAACUUAACGUCACUAUUUUCAUCCUCUAAGAUGAAAAAUAUGUUUUAUUUAAUUGAAUCAUGUGCUAACUCCUUAGAAAACGAAUUUAAUAAGGAAUUAAGCAAACAGAAUACCAUAGAGACAAAGUCUCUUUUAAUGAGAUAUACAAUGGACUGCAUUGCAUCAUGUGCUUUUGGUAUAAAUACCUGUACAUUAGAGAAAAAUUCACGAACUAACCCGUUCAUGAUAAUGGGUGAAAAGCUAUUCGACGCUUCAAACUUUGGAGGUUUUAAAUUGGUCACUCGUGCAAUGUGGCCUGCCUUUUUCUACGGUAUAGGACUAAGACUUUUUACCACUGAUAUAGACAAAUUUUUUAAAAAGCUUCUAAUCGAAGUGUUUGAGAGUCGUGAAUACAAGGAAUCUUCUAGACAUGAUUUCGUUGAUCAGUUUUUGAGCUGGAAGAAAAAGAAAUAUUUAAGUGGAGACAGUGUAAGUAAUAACACUGAGGAUAAAAAAAACGUGAAUCUGGAAGUAGACGAUAACUUACUUAUAGGACAGUGCGUACUAUUUUUUGCUGCCGGAUUUGAAACAACAUCGACUUCAUCUAGCUUUCUUCUUUUUGAACUCGCUAAAAAUAAAAAAGCACAAAAUCGAGUUCUAGAAGAAAUCGACGAUUACUACAAAAGGCAUAACGGUAAAAUCGAGUACGAAUGUUUGAAUGAAACACCGUUUUUACAAGCGUGUCUGGAGGAAACACUUCGCCUUUAUCCAGCUAUGGGUGUCCUGACUCGAGAAGUAUCUGAAAAUUACACUUUUCCAACUGGUUUACGACUAGAGAAGGGCACCCGUGUUCAUAUACCGGUCUACUAUCUACAUCACAAUCCAGAAUACUUUGCGGACCCAGAAGAAUUUCAUCCCGAAAGAUUUUAUGGCGAAGAGAAAAGGAACAUCAAACCCUUCACAUACAUGCCUUUCGGCGAAGGACCUCGGAUAUGUAUCGGACUCCGAUUCGCAAAGAUGCCGAUAACUGCUGGGAUUCUCACCUUGUUGAAGAACCACAGUGUAGAACUCGCUGAAGACAUGCCUCCCAAGGUUGACUUCCAGCCACGAGUGAUGGUCACUCAAGCCAACUGUGGUAUAAACCUAAAGUUUACACCUAGGAAAUAAAAAUGACAAAUUUAUUUCCUAUUGUAAAAUAUAAAAUGAAUUUUAAUAAUUAAGAAAGAAAAACUAACUUAACUAAUAAGUCAAAAUUAGACCUAUACAAGUGUUACAUCAUAAGAUAUAUAUAAUUAUUUUUUAAUGGCAAUAACCAAUAUUUCAAUAAUCAUUCUAAAAUAAGACUCCAUACAUAUCACUACACCAUACAAUUUCAACGGUUGGAAUUAUUGUACACAAUAGAUUCCUACUCCUAUAUUUUUGUGUAUGUAUUUAUUUAAAUGAUAUAUGUAUAAGUAUAUUAUAUAAUGUGUGUGUAAGACUAUAAAAAAUUAAAAAGCCGCAGAUAAAAAAAAUGCGAAAUUGUAACAGAGGUCUAUGGACUGCAAAAACUGAAUAAAUAAGUAAAUAAAAAUAAAUAACAUUAAUUACUUACAUUCUAAUGACUAAUUCUUACGUAUGUUGUGGUAAAUAUUCUAUAAUAUUAAUGGUGAUUAUCUAUACAUCUUCUAUACAAAUAAAUAAAAUUGGAAUGUC
Molecule: messenger RNA, 2073 nt
Organism: Melitaea cinxia (Glanville fritillary)
Lineage: Eukaryota; Metazoa; Arthropoda; Insecta; Lepidoptera; Nymphalidae
Product: cytochrome P450 6B5-like
Exons: 2
Coding region: 1-1545 (514 amino acids)
Molecular function (GO): monooxygenase activity; oxidoreductase activity, acting on paired donors, with incorporation or reduction of molecular oxygen; heme binding
Source: RefSeq, a predicted model, not a curated record